Molecule: messenger RNA, 1147 nt
Organism: Lycium ferocissimum
Lineage: Eukaryota; Viridiplantae; Streptophyta; Magnoliopsida; Solanales; Solanaceae
Exons: 2
Coding region: 399-845 (148 amino acids)
Molecular function (GO): zinc ion binding
Source: RefSeq, a predicted model, not a curated record
UCUAUACAGACUGUAUAAUUGUGUAUAUUUUUCUAUACUGAGUGUAUAAUUGUGUAUAUUUUUCUAUACUGAUUGUAUAAUUGUGUAUAUUUUGUCUAAACAGGGAAUAUCCUACCGCUAGCCUAUGCACUCGUCGCCUCAGAAAAUGAUGCAUCUUAGGGUUGGUUCUUCAUGCAAUUGAAGAAUACUUUUGGGGUUUGGGAAGGUGUAUUAUUUUGGAUAGACAUGAUAGCAUCCAAAAUGCAACAUCAACUGUUUACGCAAAAGUGCCUCGUUGUUUCUGCAUCUACCAUUUGUGGAACAACGUCAAGGAUCUAUUCAAGAGAAAUAAGGAAAAAGCGAGACCGAUCUUUUUUGCUUUGGCUAAGGCUUACACCACUGAAAGGUUUGAACGCUCCAUGAACGAAUUGACUAAAAUUGAUCACCGAGUGCAACCUUACUUGUUCAAUGUUGGGUAUGAACGGUGGUCUAGAGUAUUCUGUAGAAUGAAAAGGACAAUUUUCAUAACCUCCAAUAUAGCUGAGUCAAUGAAUUCGACAAACAAAUUUGCCAGAGAGCUUCCAGUAAGACGCUUGCUGGAGUUUUUGACAAAGUUGAUGACACAAUGGACCUACGAAAAUAGGAAACGUGCAACGAAGUCUACAGAGCUUGGAAAAAUGUACAACAAGAAGUUCAAGAAAAAUAUGAUUGCAUCACAGAACAUGACGGCAAUACCUUCUACGGACCAGUUGUAUACAGUGGUUGAAGGCAAAAGGAUAAACAUAGUGGAUCUCGGAGAGGGAACAUGCAGUUGUAAGAGAUUUCAAAUGAACAAAUUGCCAUGUCACAUGCUUGGGCAGUUAUAAAGCACAAUGGAAUGGACCCAAUCCAAUUCUGCUCUUUCUACUACAAGAAAGAUUAUCUCGUGAAAACAUGGGAAAUUCCUGUGAAUCCCAUUCCAGAUGAGACUACAUGGGUUUUCCCUAGAGAGGUCAUGGAGAAUGUGGUCUUACCACCAGAAGGGAAGAGAAGUGCUGGAAGACCAAAAAUGAAGAGAUAUAAACCGGCUUCGGGGACGGAUAAUAAUGACAAUAAGAAGAAGAGGGCUAAGCUUUCAUGUGGGCAGUGUGGACAAGCUGGUCACAAUAGGAAAAUAUGCAAAAAUAUA